This is a messenger RNA of Jaculus jaculus (lesser Egyptian jerboa), 1518 nucleotides long. RefSeq names its product solute carrier family 25 member 32 (gene Slc25a32). Gene Ontology annotation, cellular component: mitochondrial membrane; mitochondrion. The transcript is spliced from 7 exons. Lineage: Eukaryota; Metazoa; Chordata; Mammalia; Rodentia; Dipodidae. The coding region runs from base 300 to 1250 and encodes 316 amino acids. Gene Ontology annotation, molecular function: folic acid transmembrane transporter activity; FAD transmembrane transporter activity. The record is from RefSeq and is a predicted model, not a curated record. Gene Ontology annotation, biological process: nucleotide transport; folate import into mitochondrion; mitochondrial transport.
UGUCGCCCACGACCCCGUCCUACCAGCGAGUUUGUGAAGAGGGAGGGCGGGCCCUGCGGGCGGAGGCCACGCCGGCGGCCACCGCUGUCGGCGGGAGGCUCUUGCGGUCAGGCUCCGCUGUCUCGCUCACGCCCUUCUUUUCCCCCGCGUGUCGCCGCUUGGCUUCCGAAGGCCGGGGCGCCGCUUCCGGAAGUGAGCGCUCCGUGCCGGCGCGGUUGUCCUCCACGGUGGCGGCCACUGCAUCUCGUCCCACCUCCGCCGCGGCCCUAGGCGCCGUGGUGUCGACGGGCCCCGAGCCCAUGACGGGCCAGGGCCAGUCGGCGGCCGGCUCGUCGGCGUGGGGCGCGGUGUUCCGCCACGUCCGCUUCGAGAACCUGGUGGCCGGCGUGAGCGGCGGCGUCUUGUCCAACCUCGCGCUGCACCCGCUCGACCUCGUGAAGAUCCGCUUCGCCGUGAGUGAUGGACUGGAAGUAAGACCAAAAUAUAAAGGAAUUUUACAUUGCUUGACUACCAUUUGGAAAGUUGAUGGACUACGGGGACUUUAUCAAGGAGUAACCCCAAAUGUAUGGGGUGCAGGUUUAUCCUGGGGACUCUACUUUUUCUUUUACAAUGCCAUCAAGUCAUAUAAGACAGAAGGCAGAGCUGAACAGUUACAGCCAACAGAAUACCUUGUGUCAGCUGCUGAAGCUGGAGCCAUGACCUUGUGCAUUACAAACCCAUUAUGGGUGACAAAAACUCGCCUUAUGUUACAGUAUGGCGGUGUUGCUAGGCUACCACACCAACAGUAUAAAGGAAUGUUCAAUACACUUGUGAAAAUAUAUAAGUAUGAAGGUCUACGUGGAUUAUACAAGGGAUUUGUUCCUGGGCUGUUUGGCACAUCUCAUGGUGCCCUUCAGUUUAUGGCUUAUGAAUUGCUGAAGGUGAAGUACAACCAGCAUAUCAGCAGAUUACCUGAUGCUCAGCUGAGCACACCUGAAUAUAUCUCUGUUGCAGCACUAUCCAAAAUAUUUGCUGUAGCAGCAACAUACCCCUAUCAAGUUGUGAGAGCCCGUCUCCAGGAUCAGCACGUUAUUUACAGUGGUGUAACGGAUGUGAUCUCAAAGACAUGGAGGAAAGAAGGCAUCAGUGGAUUUUAUAAAGGAAUUGCCCCCAAUCUGAUUAGAGUGACUCCAGCCUGCUGUAUUACUUUUGUGGUAUAUGAAAACGUCUCACAUUUUUUACUCAACCUUAGAGAAAAGAAAGUAAGCUAAAAGAAGAUAAGUCCAGUGUAUCUGCCCAAGGCAGCAAGAAGUUCUUUGUGUCUGAGACCCAAAACUCAGAAUACUGCACAGCAAUGUGGUUCAUAAUCAAAAUUUGUCUUUCAUCAUCAGAAGUCAAUGAACUGCUAAGUCAUUGCAACGUUUCAUUUGGGCUUCUUCAUAUAUGAGAGCUUGCUUAUCUCUGCCUAUAAUAGCUACUGUCGACAUUUUGUUAAAACUGAGAGCAAGUAAAUAGAUGUGAUGUUGUUCAUGUUCUGAA